CUUCUUCUGCAUUAUUGUUAUGAUUGGAGACGGUUGCAACAUGAGCCCGCGCCAGCCUCUGUUGAGAGCCGCCUGGUCUGGGAGGUGUGCGUGUCAGCGUGCAACAUAAAACGACAAAACAGAAAGGACAGAGAAGAGUGAGAGUGGAGCACGCAUCGUUGGAUAUUAUAGGUAUUGUAGCUCUCAUGGUGUAGCAUCUUCAACAUCAGCAACCUAUUCAAGAAACUCAGUAUGUUUUGUGUUGUAAAAUGGACUCUUUAAAGAAGACAUCAUGAAAACAAGGACACACAAAGAAGCGGCGCCCAUGCGCAGUGGGCGAAGGCGAGGGGCGAGUGAGGAGAGAAGGGGGAGGCGACCUCACACAAGCCCCUCCCGAAAUGAACGAAGCGACAGACAAACGCAAAGAGGUGCUGCCGAGGAACUGGCUGGAAAUCGCUUCAGUCGCAGAUCACAAGGCCAUGAUUCAUCAGAGAGUGAGGGGGAGGAACUUGUCUCUCCUCCAAAAAGACAGAAAGUUCAGGAGACGGCCUCUACCCCAAAUCCUCCACCAUCCACACACACGACUGACAGCUCGACUCCUUCCAACGCCCCGCCUCCGACAUCAGCUGCCAGCCAAUCCCGUGAGAGUGACAACGAAGACGGCCAAUCGCAAGGAAGCAGGAGUUCUGUUGUCGGGAGCCUGGCCAAUAGCAGCAGCAGUUUGAGCAGCGGGCGGGACAUAGACCAAGACAAUCGUUCCUCAUCUCCCAGUCUGUCUGCCUCUCCUCUGGGAAGUUUAGACUCAGAUUCAGAUGGUCCUGAUUCACCAAAGCAAAAAGACACAGAUAAAAACAAAGACGGCGGCGCUUCUAAGGUGGCCGGAGAGGAGCGCAGAGCAAUGAGAGAUUUAAGAGCAGAUGAGGGAGGAAGGGUGGAGGAAAAACAUGAAGCGGACACAACAGGGGAGGACUUUCCAUCGUUGAAGCCCCCGACUACCCCAUGCUCCUCUUCUGGUCCUUCUCCUUCUCUGCGAGGAGCUGGGGACUCGUCAAACGAUAGCAAUAGUGGGAGGAAAUCAUAUUUUUCCAUGGACUCCAAGUUGGUGUGUAAAGUUGAAUACGGCAGCGCUGCAGCUGGCGAUGCAAGCAGCAGAGUAAACCCCAAAGUUAGCCCGCAAAGUGUUUCCAAGGCGACGAUAUCUGGCGGGGACUGUCCAAAUCUUCCUCACUCGUUGCCCCCGCCUCUUCCCCCUCCGCCCGCUCUGAAGCCGCUGGAAGUGAGCGUGCAAAGUUUGCCAACGGACGCAAAAACUGAAAGAGAGAAAUCAGAAAAAGACAAAAUUUUAGAGAAGGCGCAAUCUACGCCCCCGUCGCUUCUUCCUCAAAGCAGUCCGCAACCCCAGACGCAAACAUCACACCCGCACCACUACAGCGCCCCCACCUGGCACGGGCCCUCGCCGACCAGCUGCCACGGGAGCUGGGGGUACAGCCGAUACCCCAACAACCAUCACCAACACCAGCCUCCCGUGCAGCAGCAGCAGCUUCCGUCCGUUUACAAUCCAUCUUCUCGCCAUGUUUCGUCUCACCCCUCCUACCUCCCCCAUCACCAUCGCGAGUAUAUGCCCAGAUAUACGGGGACAGAGCGGGAUAGGGCGCUGGCGGUGGGCGAAAGGGAGCGGGCGACGAGAGGGGAGGCGAUCGGAAACAAUAGCACAAGUAACAGCGGGGGUCGAGAUUUUGGGGGGUUGCCAGUUGGUCAAAAUCGUGAAUUUCAAAGCUCAGCGAGAGAAGGAGCAGCGAACAUUGGAGACAGGAGAGACUUUGGUCCAGCUUUUCGAGAACGGGAACGAGAAAGAGAUCGAGAAGGUCCGCGUGAGGGUCCACCACCAAACCAAAACCAGCCAAGAGAGUACGGACCCAACGGCGCGAGUGUAAGCCAUCCCCGAGACAAGGACGGAGGGAGAUGGAGCGAGUUCGGUGGUCAGGCGAAAGAUCAAAAUAACACCACUAACUCCUCCAAUGGGCUGCCCGUCAACGCCAUCUUAAACCGAGAUCCACCUGCGUCGCCCCAAAGCAACAGCAACCACUCUUCAGUACCCGCCCACCCUCCAGGAUCUACCAAUCGUGAAUUUCCUCCGUCGAUGGACUCAGCGCAUACGCCUUCUUCAGGUGCCGAACAUUUUCAUCGAGAUAGGGAUAGGGAGUUUUCUGGGGCGCCUCCUAGUGGUACAAAUCGGGAGUACUUAAGCCCCUCCGGUGGUCCAAAUAUUGGGAGGGAGUAUCCAAGUGGAGCGCAACAUCAGUCUCACACUCACUACCAAGGAGCCAGGGAUAGAGAGAGGGACUCGGGGUCAACUUUGUACCAAAAUCGUGGUGGGUCCAACCAGCCUCCAGCUCUGUCCCCCUCUUCCUCUGCACAUUUUCCACCAAAUUCUUCCUAUCCGCCGUCACAAAGCUCUCACAACCAAGCAGCGCCCUCUAGCUCACGACCCGCUCAUUACCAGUCGUCUGCGCAGACCCCUCCCACACCUUUGUCACCUUUACCAAGCCCGUCCACCAACCAGUUUUCCUCUUAUCCUUCCGGUUCCAAUUCUGGAUCGCUUCCGGCUUCGAGUUGCUCACCUGGAUGCCGACCCGCCCCCUUUCACGGCACCCUAAACAGCCACCCUCCUCCUCCUUUUACCGGGAGCUAUCACUCAAAUGGAAGCAGUAAUGUGGGUGCGAGCAACAGCAACACCAACGCCGCCAACAACACUAGCAACGCGCAAUCUCUUUCGCCUCAAAUAGUUUCCAAAGGGCCUCCACCUCUUAGUAAUUCUGCCAAUAAUAAUUCAGCUGCUGGCCCAAAUUCGACAGUGGCUGCUGGGGAUGGUCAUGCAGAUUCAGGGCCCUCGGUUGCACCUGUGAUCAAAGAAGAGCCAAUGGAGGAAAGAGAAGAGGGAGACAGCCCGCCCCCAGUGCUGAGGAGUCCGUCUCCAGAGCCCAAACCUGUGGAUAUUCCCAUCCACGCCAGCCAGUCGGCAAGGUUUCAUAAGGUUUUGGAUCGAGGCAGUGGAAACUCAUGCGCUCGCAGUGACGUUCUGUUUGUGCCUCUGGACGGCUCCAAACUGUGGAAGAAAAGAAAUGAGAUGAUCGAGAGAGCGAGGAGAGAGGUCGAGCAAAGAGCAAGAGACCUGAGAGAGAAAGAGAGAGAGCGAGAGAGGGAGAGAGAGAGAGAACUGGACCGACAUCUCCAGCAGAAGGAAGUGAGCUCAGCCGGACCCGGUCGUGGGGGCUCCUCUCUCUUCUUCCCCUCGUCUUCCUCCAUCAUCCUGGACCCCUCCUCUUCCUCCGCCUCCUCAGUCAACCCUCACCCUCCUCCUCACCCGCAGCACCACCCCUCGCACCCACACGCUCACCUGCCCCCCACACACCCGCUCCACCCCUCUCUCUCCCACUCCAUCCCCCACUCUCUCCUGCUGCCCUCUAUGGGUGGGGCCCCUGCGGUAGUCGGCCCACAGGGGAGCCUCGGUAUAGGGAUAGGAGGACCGUACUUGGGCCCCGACACCCCCGCUCUGAGGACUCUGAGUGAAUACGCUCGCCCGCACGCCAUGUCUCCCUUGGGCGCUGCGAGUCGGGCGGCGGCGGCGGCUCACCACGCGCAGGUGCACCACGGACACCCCCAUGUGCACCCUUCAUUCUUCCUGCCCCAGUUUCAGAACCACGCCUUAGCCCACCCGCACCACCUCCCCACGGACGCCGCCACCGCUGCUGCCAUUCUGGGCUUCUUAUACGGAGGUAGCCUGGAAGGGGGUCCCGCCGUCGGGCACCCGGGAAUGCCUGGAGGUCACGUACCCGGAGGACUGGGUGGCGCAGGUUUAGGCGGGGUUGGUUUCCCUCACGCGGUGCCCACGCAUCGAGACCGACUAAAACCAGGAUUUGAAUUUAAGAGUGACGAUCGCGUGUAUCCUCCUGGUUCGAUCCCGGACCCCGCUGCUCUGGCGCUCGCCCACUCCCACUCCCACGCCCACGCCCACGCCAGUGCCCACACCCACUCCCUGCUACUCGGAGCUGGAGGCGCCCCGGAAGUCUCCAUCUACGGCACGCCCCCUCCACCUGGCCCUCCAGCCCCGCCCCACCUCCAAAAUCCACCUCUCACUCCGGUAACACGACCCCCGACCGCGCCAGCCCCCCAACCGCUUUCCAACCCCGCUCCCUCGUCCCUCCUGCCCCCGUCUUUGCCCUCUCACCCCACAUCUGCCCCGCCCGCCCCUCCCGCCCCAACCGUCCCCACGGCUCCACCUGCGCCCGCCCCUCCGACUGCCCCGCCCACCUCCACAGCCUCCUCCCUGCAUCAAAGCACCUCGCAUUCCUCGUUCCCCGGGUCGCUCCCCUCGCACCUGCCGCCCGCCCCUGCCCCCGCACCUGCUCCCGAAAACUACCCCACCCCCAACCGCUCACCUGCACCCUACGAGAGGGAGAGGAGCGGGGAGAGAGAAAGAGAGAGAGACAGAGCGCCGGCUUUCACUGAGCGAGAGAGAGAGCGGGAGAGGGAGAGAGAUAGGGAGAGGGAGAGAGGGGGCAGCGCUGGGACAGCAGGGGGCGCCGGAGGAACAGGAGGAGGAGGGGAAAACCUGGGACGGCUCCAGAUGUUGAAUGUGACUCCUCAUCAUCACCAGCAUUCACACAUCCACUCACAUCUGCACCUGCACCAGCAAGACACAGCGGCGGGCGGGGUUCACCCCCUGAUGGACCCGUUGGCGUCGGGCUCUCCUUUGGCGCGCCUGCCGUACCCCGGAGCGGCUCUUGGCACCCCGAUCCUGGCACACCCCCUCACUGACAGCGAGGUGCUCCGCCAACAGCUGUUUGGUGAGGAGAAGGCUCCUCGUCCAUGCGCUCCGUUCCGUGAGCUGCCCCAGUCGUCCUCCCUCGCAGGGCCCAUGUCCGCGGCUCACCAGCUGCAGGCCAUGCAGCAGGCCCAGAGCGCAGAGCUGCAGAUCCAGAGACUGGCCUUGGAACAGCAGUGGAUCCACCAUCACCACCACUCCCUCACCCAGGACGAGUACUACAGUCACCUGAAAAAGGAGAGUGACAAGACCCUGUGAGGGAGGGUGAACCCAAGAGCCGGGAGAGGAAUGUUUCUGAAAAUGAACAAAACGAAAAGCACUAAACUGGACUGAGACCAAACAGACUUUAAGAACUGAAGCACUGAGAGGGUUUUGAAGGAUCGACUAAAUGGACAAAGUUUAAAAGAUGUUGCACAGUCGCUGUUCAUAUUAAAGGUUUGGACUCUUGAGCUUCCCUGUGUUUUGUAAUGAGCCCUGUACAGUUCAAUGGGAGGCGGCGGAUUUGUACAUAUGUAACUAUUUGAUGCCAGAAGGAAUGUGUACUUUUAUGUUUUUGCAUGUAGCGGCAAAAAUACACUAUCUACAUGAGUUAAAAUAGAUAAAAUUCAGAAAAUGAUUUUUAAUUU
Boleophthalmus pectinirostris (great blue-spotted mudskipper) is the source of this 5430-nucleotide messenger RNA. It is a transcript of the gene atn1, whose product is annotated as atrophin 1. NCBI's taxonomy places the organism in Eukaryota, Metazoa, Chordata, Actinopteri, Gobiiformes, Gobiidae. The record is from RefSeq and is a predicted model, not a curated record. Gene Ontology annotation, molecular function: transcription corepressor activity. Gene Ontology annotation, cellular component: nucleus.